This is a messenger RNA of Musca vetustissima, 1656 nucleotides long. RefSeq names its product protein doublesex-like. Lineage: Eukaryota; Metazoa; Arthropoda; Insecta; Diptera; Muscidae. Gene Ontology annotation, molecular function: RNA polymerase II cis-regulatory region sequence-specific DNA binding; DNA-binding transcription factor activity, RNA polymerase II-specific. Gene Ontology annotation, biological process: sex differentiation; regulation of transcription by RNA polymerase II. The coding region runs from base 37 to 1656 and encodes 539 amino acids. Gene Ontology annotation, cellular component: nucleus. The record is from RefSeq and is a predicted model, not a curated record. The transcript has 4 exons.
UUUCUCAGCACCUAGUUGCCCAACCCAGCAUUUUGAAUGGUUUCUGAGGACAGCAACUGGAACAGCAGCGACACCAUGUCCGAUACGGACAUGCACGAUUCGAAAAAUGGCGUUUGCGGUGGUGCUUCCAGCUCCAGCGGCAGCUCGGGCACCCCACGAACCAAGCCGAAUUGUGCCCGCUGCCAUAACCAUGGCCUGAAGAUCAAACUGAAGGGCCACAAACGUUAUUGCAAAUAUCGCUUUUGCAAUUGUGAAAAGUGCCGGCUGACCGCCGACCGGCAACGGGUCAUGGCCCUGCAGACUGCACUGAGACGGGCCCAGCAACAGGACGAGGCACGCAUAUUGCAGAUGCAUGAAGUGCCACCGGUUGUACAUCCACCAACGGCCCUGUUGAAUGCCCAUCACCAUCAUCAUCAUCCGUUGCCGCAUCACAUAACGCAACAGCUGCAUCAUCAUCCCCAUCAUCCGCAUCCACAUUUGGUGGAUGCUUCAGCAGUGGCUGCGGCGGCUGCUGCAGGAGUUGGUGUUGGCCCGGUACCCGCUCAUCAUAUUGCUGCUGCUGCUAUACCCACAAUACGUUCUCCGCCACACAGUGAUCACAGUCCAAAUGGCGGAGGUGGUGGUGGAGGUUCGGGAGGAGGAGGCGGUGGGGGUGGUGGAUCAGCUGGAGGAUCAAAUGGUGGCGGUGCUAGUGGCGGUAAUGGUGGUGGCGGAAGCAGCGGCGUUGUUCCUAGUUCCUCCACCAUGAAUGGCAUGGCCAGCAGCAACAGUGCUGCAUCGAGUUCUACAGCACCACCACAUCACACCCCUCCGGAUCAUACACAUCAUCACCACCACCAUCAUCAUCCACAUCCCCAUUUGGUAUCGGUGCCAUCCACCGCACAAUCUGUCGACAGUUCGUGUGAUUCGUCAUCACCGUCGCCGUCAUCAACAUCGGGUGUGGCAGUACCGGUAUUGGUACAGAAUCGUAAGCCGAAUCCAGAACAACAACAGAAUGGUGCUGAUAUGUCUAUAGAUCUAAUAUUAGAUUAUUGCCAAAAAUUAAUAGAAAAAUUUGGUUACCCGUGGGAGAUGAUGCCACUCAUGUAUGUGAUACUAAAAGAUGCCGGCGUUGACAUCGAUGAGGCUUCAAAGCGCAUUGAAGAGGCCAUACAAUUGUUUAAGCAAUACGACAGUCUGAUAAGCAUUUACGAUGGUCACGAAUGGCGUAGUAAAGCAAGUCUGAAACGUAAGGCGGAAAAUGAUGCCAGAUCUGUGGCGGAAUGUGAUGAGACAACCAAACGUAUGAGAAUAGAGGCUACAGAGCAUUUAAAUCAACUGACACAAACCUACUACAAUUAUCAGCGUUAUGCCGCAUUACCACCGGUCUAUUGGGGCUAUCCGUCCAUACAGUUUGGUCGUGCCGUCUGGACGGAAUUACCAAAUCCCAAUUUUGCCGCAAUUAUACCACCUCAUCUAGCUGCCACAACACCCGAUGGUCCACAGUCCCUAUGUCGACGGUCACCAAGUCCAUUUAAUAAGAAUAGUCGGCCGGGCAGUAGUUUAGAUAGUGAAUCGACGACGGUCAAUUCGCUGUCAACACCAACGACAACAACAUCAGCCGCAGGAGUUCUAGCAGCAGCAGCGGCAGCGGCGGCCGCAGCAGCUGCCACGUAG